Rotaria socialis is the source of this 3492-nucleotide messenger RNA. The record is from the annotation of a GenBank genome assembly. Lineage: Eukaryota; Metazoa; Rotifera; Eurotatoria; Philodinida; Philodinidae.
AUGGAAAUAGCAUUAGUAGAAAAUGAUUAUGUUCUACCGACUGCAAUCUAUAAGCAUGAUUGGAUUCAUAUUUUUUAUAUGGGUACAUGUAUUAUAUUCUUUGUGAUUCAAGUGUAUCAACGUAUCUCUGUAGAUCUCAUUUACUCUUCAAGAGACUUUAAGAGUAGUUUAUAUAUUCCUUCUCUCAAUCGAUAUCCAACUGAAUUAACUCCAACUUCGUCCAGUAUGUCAUAUAUUUGGUAUGUUGUUUUUAUUUGGCAGGCUGCAUGGAUUAUUUAUUCAGUAAUUGGUAUUUUUCGACGCACAUCAUCAGGUACUUACUUUUAUCAACAUCCAUGUGCCAUGAAUAAAUGGUGUUAUUUCUAUACUGUAUUUGGUCUUAUUUUGUUUACACCACAAUUGGCAGCAGCUUCACGAAAUAAAUAUGGAAUUGGAAUGUCAAUAUUUCGUCAUUUGGGAACAUUAUGUGAAUUACUUAUUAUUCUUGUUGUUGUACAUGUGUCACUGUGGGAAAACGUGAAAAGUUAUUUGCGAAAUAAAUUUUUUGCCGAUGUUUGGUUAACACGGUUACUGUAUCAUAAUGGUUUAGCUUUAUGGGCAUCUGUUAUUUUCUAUGAAAGUUGCUUGUCAAUUAUAAUAGGUCUCAUUUAUGGUGAUGUGAUGUCAUCAUCAACAGCUUCUAUUAUUGGAUGUUUACUUCUUUGUUGUGUAUUUAUUAUAGUUAGUCUUCUUGAAAAUUUCGUUUUCUAUAAUGCACUUGCAUUUACUCUAUCACCAUGCAUCAUUUCAAUGAAGAAAACGCAGCUUGGUUCGCGUGAUUUACUUAUUAAUGGUGGUGGUUGUCCCGUAGAAGUCUUUUGUCGUCUACGGCCACCAAAAGAUAAUCAUAACGAUCAACAAACAGAUAAUUCUUCGUCAUGUAUUAAAGUUGCAAGUUCCAAAGAACUUGUUCUCUAUUCGUCCGAGAAUGCUAAAAAUGCACAAAUUAGAGAAUCUCGUUAUGACUUUAGUCAUAUUCUUACAGAUAAUAUUUCUCAAUCAGCUGCAUUUAAAGAAUUAGCUUUACCGUUACUUGACGAUCUUAUUCAAGGCAAAAGCAGUGUAUUAUUUACAUAUGGAAUUACUGGUUCUGGCAAAACCUAUACAAUGAUGGGCCCAUUGAAUAAUCCCGGUUUGAUUCCACGUUCAUUUGAUGUGAUUUUUAAUUCAGUUGGACCUUAUCUUGGAAAGAAAUAUCUUCUACGUUCUGAUCGACAAAAUAGUUAUGAAAUUCAAAGUGACGCUGAUAUUUUACUCGAACGACAACGUCGAGAACUUCAAAUGGCUAGAAGCGGUAAUAAUCAACGUUUCAAAAAUCCAGAGUCAUCAACUCCACGUACAUUAGAUACAACAUCAUUAUGGAACCCACAACUAAAUGAAAAUUGCUCGUACUUUGUCUUUGUGACAUUUGUUGAAAUAUAUAAUAACUAUAUUUAUGAUUUAUUCGAUGAUGAUAUUCUUAAUAAAGCACCACAAUCGAAACAAUUACGUGAGGAUAACCGUGGUCGUCCCUAUAUAAAAGAUGUCAAAGAAGUUGAAGUACGUACCAGUGAAGAAGCUAUUGAUUUACUUAAUAUGGGUUUAAAACGACGACGUAUCGCUCAUACGCAAUUGAACACUGAAUCAAGUCGUUCACAUAGUGUUCUAUCAAUGCGUCUGGUUCAAUUUCAAACUGAUAUUCCACCAACAUCACUUACAAAAGAUGAUCUAACAGUGAGCACUAUUCAUUUAGUUGAUUUAGCUGGUAGUGAACGUGUUAAUCGAGCUAAAACUGUUGGUGAACGAGUCAAAGAAGCAAGCAAUAUUAAUUCAUCAUUAAUGGUUCUUCGACAAUGUUUUGAAGUUUUACGUGAAAAUCAAGCACAAAGUACAAGCAAGAUGGUGCCAUAUCGUGAAUCAAAAUUAACAUCUUUCUUCAAGAGUUACUUUGAUGGUGAAGGUCGAAUACGAAUGAUACUUUGCGUUAAUCCGACUGUUGAUGGUUAUGAAGAAAUUCAACAUGCACUUAAAUUUGGUGAAUUAACAAAAGAUGUUAUGGUACCACGUUCUUUGCCUCCUCCUCCACCACCACCUCCAGUUCUACCAAAAACAACUACUCGUGCUGCUGUUUUACGAGAUAUCGACAAUCAACAGCAGCAGAAUAUGCAAGCAGUACUUUUUACUGAAUUCAAUGCUCAAGCAUUAAUUUCUCCAUUUCCACCGCUUGAAUACUCGCUCUUGGGUGGAGUUAGUGAUGAUGAAGCUAUUUUAAAUCUUCAAGAACAUUUACGACGACGUAUCGAAGAACGACACCGAUUAAAUAUGCUUAUUCAAGAACAACAAGAAUUCUUACGUAAAUUUACAUUCGAAUUAGUAUCUGAUUAUGAUUCAACCAUAUCAAAUCAUGAUGAUUUGUCAAAAGAAAAUGAACAACAAACAAAAACAGUCCGACAAUUACAAACACGAAUUAAACUAUUGGAAAAGUCACAAAAUGAUUUGUAUAAGACAACAAAUCAAAUUGAACGUGAAAAUAAAGUACUCAAAACACAGAUUGAUGAACGAAAUAUUGAAAUAAAAUCAUUGAAGUCUGAACGACGAAAAGAUAAAAAUGAUUUUGAAAAUAAAAUGAAAGUUAAAUUAAAUGAAAUUGAACAACACUAUGCAAGUUAUGUCUUCAAUAAUAGAGAAAACCAAAUGCGUGAACUUGAACGUCAACAUGAUGAUAAAUUAAAUAUCAUUCGAUCGAUGGCUGGAAGUAAUAACAUUACCAAUGAACAAUUUUUAAUUCCAGUUAAUUCCACAUCUUCACAUACUAAUCCCGAAAAUCUAACUGAACAUGUUUAUCAAAAUCAAAAUCAACAACAGCAAUACCAUCGUGUAGAAAUGAUCAUAUCUCACAAUAAUAAUAAUAAUAAUAAUAAUAAUAAUAACAAUAAUAAUAAUUCACCAACAUUGAAUUUAACUGCUCGUCGGCGUCCUAAUACUCCACAUACGCCUAAUACUGAACCGAUGAAUAUUGAAAAUGGAAGUGGACAUGCAGUUGUUGCUCAUCCAAGACAGCAACAUCGAAGAUCACGUUCAUUAAGUGAAAUUUGGCUCGAACAUCGUCCACUAGGAACAAUUCAAACAGAGACUCUUCUUCAACCGAAAUUUCAUAAAAAAGUAUGCACUCAACAGGCACCAGCUAAAGAAGAAAUAAUUCGAACAACAAAAUAUGUGUUAACACAUCAAAAUCUCGAUGCACAAGGCGAAAUUGUUACUGAUUUUGUUAAAGGCGAUGUUCUUGCAUCAAGCACGGGUGGUGUUAAUGUUAUUUUUAACGAUGUUGAAAGAUUAACAUGUACAUCGCCGCCCAAUCCUCUAAUGUUACAUAAACGAUGCCAAAGUGAAGAAAGAAAUAUGCAGGAAACAAAUACGCAAUCACUCUCGUAUCGUCAGGGUCCAGCAGUAGCACCAAAACGAUUUCGUAUGUAA